AUGAAUUUCCCAAGGUGUAGCUAUCUUGAUAAUUGCUAUCGCAUUGCAUAUGGAAUAGAUCCUCCUGGUGAUAAACUUGAUACUAAUAUUGACAUCGCUGAUGAUUCUACAGACACUGAAGAAAUGACCCUUGACGAGCCUCUAAAAAUCCCUCAUGCCAAAAAGAACAAGUUUGGCAAAAGCAUUUGCUUUAAACUCCCAAACGACGUCCUCCACUGCACUGUGUAUCCUCUGGUCAGGUUUGAUGAUUCUAUGGAGAUCACAAUUUCACUGGAUGGUAAAUUCAUUGAGAAGAAGCUAUUGAAACGCAUCCCAAAAGAUGCAUCAGAACUCCUCAAUGGAGCAGUCGAUCAGAACAAUUUGUUGUAUGCAUCGGCGGAAGCCAAAAUCCGCAGGAUGAAAAAAGAAAUGAAUGAAUGGGAAAAAGUGGAUGAUGAUCCAUUGCUCCAGUUUGGUGAGGAAAUGGCCCCUUUCUUUGUUGAUCGUCAUGGCCGUCAUCAAGAUAGCUACACCUUGGACACAGUUGAACAGACAGUUUCAUUCUGUGUAAGAACCCUUAGUUCGAUGAAGGCAAACAGACUCCCACCAGUUAUCAAGUCUAAGCAGAAUUCACCUGCAAGGUCUAGCACUACACGGUCCACUGCCAGCGUUAGCGGCCAGUACAUCAACACCGGCUUUGAGGAUAUGCAGAUUGAGAUCCCGACUGAAGCUACCACCACUGCCGCAACAGCUGCCCCUGGCUUUGUUCCCCAAAUGAGCCCAGAGGAGUGGGCAGCAAUGCAGAAGGUCAUCAAGAUGUUCGGUCAAACUACUCUUUGA
This is a messenger RNA of Cylindrotheca closterium, 819 nucleotides long. The record is from the annotation of a GenBank genome assembly. NCBI's taxonomy places the organism in Eukaryota, Bacillariophyta, Bacillariophyceae, Bacillariales, Bacillariaceae.